AUGACACGAACCAUCGAUCGAGAUGCUAUCCCGGGCACCUUCACCCUCAUAGAUGAGAGCCACGUCCUCUCAACCCGCCACCUCGACUCGGGAGACCGCGACAUCGUUCUCGUCCCCGAGCCAUCCAACGACCCAGACGAUCCACUGAACUGGUCGCCACGGCGGAAACUAUUGUCUACAACUUGCGUUAGCAUAUAUACUCUAUUUGCUGGAAUUGCUUGCGCAAAUGUCUACUCGGUCCUGACCCAGUUGUCUGAAGAGACUGGGGUCUCGGUUAGCACGCUGAAUGAGGGAACGGGGUACAUGUUCUUGCUGGCGGGUUGGGGUUUGCUGUUCUGGCAGCCUUUGGCUUUGCAGUAUGGGAAGCGGAUGACUUAUUUGCUGUCGCUUGCGGGUAUGGUGGGAACUAGUGUCUGGGGCCCAUAUGUAAAGAGCAACGGAGAAUGGAUCGCUAGAAGUGUCGUGAUGGGCUUCUUCCUGGCUCCCAUUGAGGCUCUUCCGGAGGUGUCUGUCACUGAUGUGUACUUCACGCACGAGCGAGGAACAUACAUGGGUCUGUACGCCUUCUUCCUAGCCGGCAGCAACUACUUCGCACCCGUUAUAUGCGGCUUUAUCGCAGAAUACCACGGUUGGCAAUGGGUGUUCUACUGGCCGGCCAUCUUCUGCGGCGCGUCUAUGUUAGUCCUCUUUUUCCUCAUGGAGGAGACGAAUUAUGCAAGGAAGAGCCCUAGCAUGUCUGAUCCUGCUGUAGCUGUGCCUUCGUCGACCGCAACGGAAGACAAAAGAAAUGAGAAAGCCCCGAUGCCAUCAACGCCUUCGAGCCGGAGCCACAGUGACCCGGAAGUAGGAGUGGUGUAUAACAAGAAGACAUAUAUGCAGAAGCUCUCCAUCUUAGGACCUCGCCAGGCGAGAAAUAACAUGUUUCGCCGUUCCUGGCAGACGGUGUAUUAUCUGAGUUGGCCGGUGGUAUUUUACGCAGGGUUCUCGUACGGAUCGUACCUAAUUUGGUUCAAUGUCUUGAACGGCACUGCAUCGUUGAUAUUGGGUUCGGCGCCGUACAACUUCAGUUCAUCAAUGGUCGGUCUCAGCUAUCUAGCCUGCUGCCUGGGCGUUAUUCUCGGUUCCCUCUUUACCGGCCGCUUCAGCGACUACCUAACCCUAAAACUCGCCCGCCGCAACGCCGGUGUCAUGGAAGCCGAGCACCGGUUAUACCCCUUCGCCCUAUGCCUGCUCCUCGUUCCAGCAUCCCUAAUCCUAUGGGGGGUCGGCGCCGCACACGGCAUCCAUUGGUUCGGGCUACUAGUUGCUAUGUGCCUGCUAGCGCUCACAAACACGGCGGGCAUCACGCUGAGCGUGAACUACCUCGUUGACAGCUACCGCGAGCUCAGCGGGGAUGCGAUGGCGACAGUUAUACUGGUACGGAAUACCAUGUCUUUUGCCAUGGGGUAUGGGAUUACGCCCUGGGUGGAAGGACUGGGGUAUCAGGAUUGUUUUGUCUCCGCGGCGUUUGUGGGGUUGGCUUGCUCUGCUGUUUUCCUGGUCAUGGUUAGGUGGGGUAAGGGGUUUAGGGUUAGGAGCCGCGAGAGAUAUUGGAAGGUUGUGCAGGGGAACUGGGAGAGAGGAAUGGGUGGGGGACAUUAG
Messenger RNA from Aspergillus mulundensis, 1641 nucleotides. Its product is annotated as putative MFS transporter. Lineage: Eukaryota; Fungi; Ascomycota; Eurotiomycetes; Eurotiales; Aspergillaceae. The transcript is spliced from 8 exons. The record is from RefSeq and is a predicted model, not a curated record. Gene Ontology annotation, biological process: transmembrane transport. The coding region runs from base 1 to 1641 and encodes 546 amino acids. Gene Ontology annotation, molecular function: transmembrane transporter activity.